AUGGCGUAUGCAUUCCGCCAUCGAAUUGCUCCCGUCAGACAGCAGAUCCAAACCCUCAACACCAAGCCGCAACAAGAACACGGAAUCAUCGGGAAAGCGUUUGCUCAAACGAACUCCGCAUGCGGCAAUGGUUUGCACUUUCGGCAGAACCAACGAAAAUCCAGCCAUCCGCUGUACACGAACAAACUCGCGUGCAUAUCGCCUCAACGCGAACAUGCAUGCAGCCUCCCUUUUGCGCACAGCGUGUCGAACCACGGCAAGCUGCGUGUAACUCGAGAGCGCAAAGCGACCACCCAACCCCUCUCCGAUCAGCACGGCGUCGACGUCAAUGUGAUACUACCUGUCUCGCCGGAGCCUCUCACAGCCCGUCGGCGCGCCUCAGCAUCUGCACGUCCUAGGAUGCGCGCUGCAAACCCGCGUGAACGUGAACGUGAACGUGAACGCGGUUUUCCUUUCGCACCUCGAUCGCGUUCGGUGGCGUCGCUCUCCGGCGUGCUCCUAGCCAAUCUCCACGCCCGCAUUGACCGGUUUCAUAUGCAGAAAGCAGUUUUGGGGCGUGUCAUCCCUGGCGGUGGGAAAGGCGGACGCGAUGUGUGCCCUUAG
Molecule: messenger RNA, 603 nt
Organism: Parastagonospora nodorum SN15
Lineage: Eukaryota; Fungi; Ascomycota; Dothideomycetes; Pleosporales; Phaeosphaeriaceae
Exons: 1
Coding region: 1-603 (200 amino acids)
Source: RefSeq, a predicted model, not a curated record